AUUCUGCCUCUGCACCUCACCGGCUUCCUCCAUCUAGUGCUUUGAGGGUCAGCCUCAAAGAAAUCCGGCCUAAGACAGUCAACUAUAGCUUCUCAAUCCCUUUCAGACACAGUCUUGAUUGUUUAAAUUAUAGUGAAGUGAUUUUUGAGUGAUUUUUUUUUUGCGGGGGCAAAAGUCACGUCCCUAUAGCACUUUGCAAAAAAUUAGCACGUUAAUCUUUGUCAUAUAAAUAUAGGCCGAUGGUUAAAUUAGGAAAAGCAGUGGCCUAAUAAUAAGAAUGGAUAAUGGAUAUUCUUCUGAGGUCGGUGGCGGAAUUAUUUUAUACAGAAAUCUUGUGCGAUCCCUAUGCAAACAAGGCGAUGAUUGUACGAAGAGUGAUACUGAAUUCCCGAGUUGGGAAAAAUGGUAAUCCAGUGGCAGAAAAUUUCCGAGUAGAAGAAGUAAAUUUACCAGAUAAUAUCAAUGAAGGACAAUUACAAGUCAGAACUCUUUAUCUUUCUGUGGAUCCUUACAUGCAUUGUAGAAUGAAUGAAGACACUGGAUCUGAUUAUAUAACACGUUGGCAACUGUAUCAAGUGGUUGUUGGUGGAGGUGUUGGGAUUAUAGAAGAAAGCAAACACACAAAUUUUACUAAAGGUGAUUUUGUGACUUCUUUUUAUUGGCCCAGGCAAACCAAGGUUAUCCUAGAUGGAAAUAACCUUCAAAAGGUAGACCCACAACUUGUGGAUGGACACCUUUCAUACUUUCUUGGGGCCGUAGGUAUGCCUGGUUUGACUUCCUUGAUUGGGAUACAGGGAAAAGAUCAUGUAACUGCUGGAUCUAAUCAGACAAUGGUUGCUAGUGGGGCUGCUGGUGCUUGUGGAUCUUUAGCUGGGCAGAUGAAUCAGAUCAGCCACAUUGUCCUGUGUGGUCAAAUUUCUCAGUACAACAAAGAUGUGCCUUAUCCUCUUCCAUUAACCCCUGCUAUAGAAGCAAUCCGGAAAGAAAGGAACAUCACAAGAGAAAGAUUUCUGGUGUUGUAUAAGGACAAAUUUGAGUCUGGUAUUCUACAGCUGAGUCAGUGGUUUAAAGAAGGAAAGCUAAAGAUCAAAGAAACUAUGAUAAACGGAUUGGAAAACAUGGGAGCUGUAUUCCAGUCCAUGAUGACAGGAGGUAACAUUGGAAAGCAGACAGUUUGCAUUUCAGAAGAAACCUCUUUGUAAUCUCUAUAAAUGUCUUCAUCAAGGAAAUACAGUUUUCUUUCCAUUUUGCACAAAGAUUUUGAAGAUACAUUAAAAAAACCUUACAGUAUAGCUUUUGAUCAUAGUAUGAUCAUAGGUGAUAUUUUCUUAGUUGCAUAAUUCUUUCUUAUACCUUCAAUAUCAUAUACGUACUCUACAUCCAACAUGACUGUUUACAAUGAUAGAGUGAAGUCAACAUGAUCUAUUUUUCUUUCUUUUACUAAAACUAGUAUUACAUGUGAUAUUCUUAUCAGAUAUUCCGAAACCACUGGAGAUUUGAUACAGCUGUUAAUGGAUCACACAAAACAAAUUUUUUUAAAUCAAUAACUUUUAUUUAAAAUGGAAUGCUUGAGAAGGCACUUAGUAAAUAUUUGUUUUACAUAAUUCUUGAAUUGAAAGUUGGAGUAAGAAUAGAAUUGGGAUAGCCUUUCCAUAUUGUAGAUGGAAAAGGGACUUAAUGGCAGGGCGUCUGUGUAGAGGUUUGGGGGAAUUCAGUGUCUGGCACAUUUUUUGGGAUAGGAGAGUAGAGGCUUUGUGUGAGGAGUGGUAUGAGAAGGAAAGUAACAGGUUGGUUAGGUGGAUGGAGAGACUAGAUUUACUACAGAAGAUGAUCUGUUUGUGUUCUGCCAGUUUCCUGUAGAGCCUAAAAUCUCAAAUACUUAGUGAUAAAAGCACAUGUUUAUUUUAGGUUAGCAGGCACAUACUGUCAAAUGGUUGUAAAGAUUUCAAGGGCAAAUAAAUAUAAAUAUCACUUGGAGUUUUAGGUAAUCAAAAAGAUUUAGACAGCAAAGAGAGCUUCAGAAAAUGCCAGGACUGACUGGGAAAAUUAACAAAUGGUUGUAAAAACAUGAAUGUGCAAGACCUACUAAUGUAACUCUAAAUAAGAGUGUUUUAUUAAAUGUAAAUCAUUUAAACAUUAAAAUUGAGGAUAUUUUUCUGGGGGAAAAAAAAAAGAAUGGAUAAUGUUACACUGUUUCAUCACAAAACUGAUAACCAUCCAGCCUCUCAACUUUCCAAAAUCAUGGCCUACACAUAAAUCAGAUAUAGGCUAACUCAAAGGUUCCUGUAGUAUGAGAAAUACAUCAGUGAAAGACAAUUGGAAGUACAUUAUCAUAAUCAUAAAUAUUUUAAAGUUCCUAAGAGAGUAGAUCUUAAAAGUUCCCAUCACAACAAAAAACACUUUGUAACUCUGGUGAUGAUGUUAACUACACUUACUGUCCUAAUCCUUUUGCAGUGUAUACAAAUAUAGAAUCAUUACAUUGUACACCUGAAACUAAUAUAAUGUAUGUCAAUUAUACCUUAGUAAGUUUUUUUAAAAAAGCAAAACAAAAAUCAUGUUUAUUUGGGUAUAGAUGAGAGCGAAGAACAAUUUAUAUUAUGAUUUAAGAACUACAAGUUAAUUAUUUUUCUUAUUCUUUAAUGAGCUUCUGAGGCUCUUGUGUUCAAGGUACAUGUUUACCUAAGGAACAUGUGGUUAUCUCAGGAGAUUUCACACACUUAACUCGGACAAAGACAGUUCCAGAAGCUACAGUCAAGCCAUGCUGUACCAGUUCUGCUGGUCAGAGGGUCAGAGUUCAGUUCCAGAGUCACACCCAGAUUGCCCGGGUUGUUCUGGCUGCUCCAGGGACCAAGUGUUGUUACGGAAGCCUCUUCACCUCUAGGACCCCUCUUGAAGUAUGAGCUUAACCAUGCACAAGAUAGCAGAGGAUGUAACUCCUGACACUCUUUUCAAGUGCCAUGUGUUUCCUGACAGGGAGGUUGACAUAAUUAAGGAUCAGUCCCAGGGCCAAAGUCGGCAAACAACUCCUGUCAUUCAGAGCACAAAGCAAACCCCCCUGGCUGAGGGUCAGUGAGCCCACUUACACCAGUGAGUGCUGGGAAAGCCAGCUGCACCUUCCCCACUAUAGCAAGGCAGCCCCUUUCAUGCCAUUUACAUCCUUUCCCUGGCUAAGUACCUUCUGGCACUCAGCAAAUGAUUUUCCAAACAGACAUGGGCCAUUUUAAUGGGUAAAGUACAAGGAGGAUGAGCUUGGCCAUGUCCACCAUUAGAGAUUACAAAGGAUAUUGCCCUCAGGCAAAGACAGCACCCAGAAACUACGUGAAAUGAAUUUGGGGAACUGGGGCAAAUGCAAAAGUGUCCUCACAAAACUCCAGAGCUGCCCACCCUCAGGUGUGUAACGACACGUGCACCUGCCUAUAUACAGCUCAGCAGGCGUUUCCUCAGGGCAUCAAGUGGGAUCAGCAAAAGAACAACUGUUCUGUCAGGAAGUACCCAUAAUCCAUGGCUCCAAACACCACUGAUGAGAGGCGGCAGGGGCACCUGAGUGCAUGUAGCACACCCUCAGGGACACGGGAGCCGAGUGCACUCCACCUUUUAUUUUUUUAAUUGGGGAAUAUUGGAGAACAGUGUGUUUUGCCAGGGCCCAUCAGCUCCAAGUCGUCUUUCAAUCUAGUUGUGGAGGGCGCAGCUCAGCUCCAAGUCCAGUCGCCGUUUUUAAUCUUAGUUGCAGGGGGCACAGCCCACCAGCCCAUGCAGGAAUUGAACCGGCAACCUAGUUAAGAGCUCAUGCUCUAACCUACUGUGCCAUCUGGCCACCCCACUCCACCUGUCUUGCAAUGAUGGGGUGUCCUGGGCCCUUUAUCCCAGAUUCCUAAAAAGGGGUCCUUCAGUAGGUUAUCGCAUAGCUGAAAUUAGAACCUGCAAACACAAUCUGUGAUCCAGAACAAACCCAGUAGCCCUUCUGGGUUAGAACUGGCCAUAUGGUACAAAGUUGGAUUCUCCAUCCUAACGUAUCACAGCAGGCCUCAGGUGUCCACACGGUGCCACCAGAGCAGUGAGAGGUUCUCGUGCACACAUAUCCGAAUGGCAGUAGGUGGCGGUGUUUUAAUCCUCCAGAGCCCAGUGCCUGCCGCAGCUGUAACCCCAUUGAUGAGUGAGAACACAGGCUCAGAUCCUUUCCCUGGGACCCUGUUAGCAUGCUGAUGAAGUCACGGGUUGGGAAGAGCCCGUGCACAAGCGCCGGCAUGAAGAGGCUG
Rhinolophus ferrumequinum (greater horseshoe bat) is the source of this 4256-nucleotide messenger RNA. RefSeq names its product prostaglandin reductase 2. The record is from RefSeq and is a predicted model, not a curated record. Gene Ontology annotation, molecular function: 15-oxoprostaglandin 13-reductase [NAD(P)+] activity. The transcript has a single exon. Gene Ontology annotation, biological process: prostaglandin metabolic process. Lineage: Eukaryota; Metazoa; Chordata; Mammalia; Chiroptera; Rhinolophidae. Bases 285 to 1202 code for a protein of 305 amino acids.